GCCGUGAUCUCCUCUGCCUCUCUGCCCCUCUUCUUCACCUUUUUCCUACUCAACUCCCUUCGCUCCACCUUUGCUCUUGUUGCAAUGCAUAUUCUAGUUGUCAACGACGACGGACCGCCGUCGAACCAGUCUUCACCGUAUAUCCAUUCGCUCGUCGUCUCGCUACAAUCGGCCGGACACACUGUAUCGGUGGUAUUACCGCACCAGCAGCGAUCAUGGAUUGGUAAGGCACACCUGGUCGGGGCUGCGGUGAAGCCCACCUACUUCCGGCCUGGGACUUUGCACAAGGACGACGGAACAACUCACGAGUUGCCCCACGGGAUGAACGAAGGCGACGACCAAGAAUACGAUGGCGAUGAGUGGAUCCUGGUCGACUCGACGCCGGCGAGCUGUGUGCAGAUCGGCCUAUACCACUACUUCGAGGACCGCGGUCCGAUCGACCUGGUCGUUUCUGGGCCGAACUAUGGCCGGAACUCGACCGCGCUCUUUGCCAUGUCCAGCGGAACGAUUGGUGGCGCCAUGGAGGCCGCCGUCUGUGGGAAACGGGCUAUCGCUCUGUCCUACGCCUUCAGCUCGCGCCAGCAUGACCCCAUCGUUAUCGCCGAGGCUUCGCGGCAUUCGGUCCGGUUGAUCGAGUACCUUCAUAAGAACUGGGCGGAGGGAGUAGAUCUGUACAGUGUCAAUGUACCUCUGGAGCCUGGUGUGAGCGAGGCCAAGGUUCUCUACACCCAGAUGCUCGAUAACCGCUGGUCGUCUGGCAGCUGCUUCAAGGCUGUUGAGGCUUCCGCAUCGACGGACGGCCCGAGUGCGCAUGAGCACAAGCUGCGGGAAGAAGGCGAGGGUGCCGGGACAGCUCUGCCCGCAGAAGGGAGCAAGCCUUCCAUCAAGCGAUCUCGCAUCCAACAUAAGCACUUCGAGUGGGCGCCCAAUUUCACGGAUGUCUACAGAAGCGUGGAUGAGGGCGCUCCCGGAAAUGACGGGUGGGUUGUGAAGGAGGGAAUGACUAGUGUGACGCCGUUGAAGGCCAAUUUCAUGCACACGCCCGGCAUCGAGGGGGAGAUCAAGCUAGCUAUUUUAUGCCUUCCGCGCCUUUCUGUCGCUUUUUGCUUCCCUUCAAUUCUAUUUCGCAGUGCUUUUUUCAUACCGCAGGACGGCCGGGAUUCUGAUAGAUCAUGUUCAUGUAGACCGGAUAAUAAUGAGCCUACAUUAUAUACCCUCGUGGACAGCGACAACCCAUACGUCCAGAGUCUCAUGGAGCAGGCCUUGCAGCGUCGCCUCGGCGCCGGCCACAGUCGCACCAUCUCCUCCCUGGCCGACCUCCCGUCUCCCUCCGCCCCCGUGUUCCAGUACCGCGAGUACGAACGCCUGGACUUCGAGCAUGCCAUGAUGCAUUCCUCGUCGUCCCUCGCGAACGCCUACAUCAUCCGCAAGGCGCUGAUCCGCAAGCACUACCUCUCCAACACCGUCACGAACUGGGUGACCAAGCACCCGGACAGCGUGUUGGCCAAACACUUCAAGUUCGCCUGCGACUUCGAGCUCGACUACGCAGAAUUCCUAGACGACGCCCUCCUGGAGGCCUACGAGCUCCGCGAGAGCCUCGAGCGCAACGAGACUCUGCCCGAGGCCGAGAAGGAAUGGUGGAUCCUCAAAGCCGGGAUGAGCGACCGCGGCAACGGCAUCCGGCUGUUCAACAGCGAAGACGGGCUCCGGGAGAUCUUCGAAGAAUGGGAUCCUGAUUCGGACGACGAGGAGGAGGAGGACGACGAAGACAACGAGGACUCGGAGCGUCCCGCCAAGCCCGAGGAGGAUGACAACGACGACGACCACGGCGUGGUCACCUCGCAACUGCGCCACUUCAUCGCGCAGCCGUACAUCGACCCGCCGCUGCUGCUCCCCUCCGCCGCGAACCGCAAGUUCCACAUCCGCACCUACGUCCUGGCCGUCGGCUCGCUGAAGGUCUACGUCUUCCGGGAGAUGCUGGCCCUGUUCGCCGCGAAGCCCUACUGCGCCCCCGCCGACGAGGCCAGCGCCGACGAGGUCACGGACCUGGCCCGCCACCUGACCAACACCUGCUUCCAGGACGGCGGCAGCGCCAAUGAGGGCAGCGUCCGCCGCUACUGGCAGCUGGACGCGGCCGUCCCGGGCCUCGCCCCGGACUGGAAGGAGCACCUCUUCGAUCAGAUCUGCGCCGUCACCGGCGAGGUCUUCGAGGCCGCCGCCCGCGGCAUGAUGGUGCACUUCCAGACCCUCCCCAACGCCUUCGAGCUGUUCGGCGUCGACUUCCUCGUCGAUCACACCGGCAACGCCUGGCUGCUGGAGCUCAACGCCUACCCGGAUUUCGCCCAGACCGGCGAGGACCUGAAGGAUCUGGUCGUGGGCCGGCUGUUCGAGGAGACCGUUGAUGUCGCCGUCAAGCCGUUCUUUGGGCGCGGGGAGAAGACGGCCGUCCAGGGGACGGAGUCGAUGAGGCUGGUUGCUGAUUUGGAGUUGGGGCGGAAGGAUUAG
Messenger RNA from Aspergillus japonicus CBS 114.51, 2505 nucleotides. RefSeq names its product putative acid phosphatase. Gene Ontology annotation, molecular function: hydrolase activity. The coding region runs from base 85 to 2505 and encodes 806 amino acids. The record is from RefSeq and is a predicted model, not a curated record. The transcript has 4 exons. Gene Ontology annotation, biological process: protein modification process. Gene Ontology annotation, cellular component: P-body. NCBI's taxonomy places the organism in Eukaryota, Fungi, Ascomycota, Eurotiomycetes, Eurotiales, Aspergillaceae.